Messenger RNA from Macrobrachium nipponense, 5587 nucleotides. RefSeq names its product zinc finger protein 568-like. Bases 666 to 1709 code for a protein of 347 amino acids. NCBI's taxonomy places the organism in Eukaryota, Metazoa, Arthropoda, Malacostraca, Decapoda, Palaemonidae. Gene Ontology annotation, cellular component: nucleus. Gene Ontology annotation, biological process: regulation of gene expression. The record is from RefSeq and is a predicted model, not a curated record. The transcript has 3 exons.
AAGAAGAAGUCUUCGACAGCAUCAGCUGUUCGCCAACGUAAACACACGCUCUGUUGUUUACCGUCUCUGGCUUUCAAAGCAAACUUAAAUUAGUUCAUUAUUAUCGUUGCUCAAGCCUCACUUUUAAGACCUUUCCUCUUCAAAAAGGGGAUUCAUCUCAUUCUGACACCAAGAGUAUGGAUAUGUCACAUACAGCAUCUUAAGUGCAAUGAAGUUGCUCUUCUAGUGAAUCAGAUUUACAAAGAUUUCCACAAAAGUAAGUAAAGCAGUUUUAUCAAUUGUUUUGUAUCAUUUUUCUUGCAAACCAGCAUGUCCUGAAGGGAAAAAAUAUUACUUGUGAAUUUUUGUAGUGUGACUCUGUUCAUGUGCAUGACUUCGAAAAAUUGCAUGGUUCUGUAACCUUCUCAUAAACACUAUUUUGUCAUUGUAGCAGACUUUCAUGAAGAAGAAAUGAUAAAUGCAACUCAAUCAUUUUUAAGAAAAUCAGAGCUAUUUAAUAGGAAGCUACACAUUAGUGUAUGUUGUAGAUACUAUAUGUUUUUUUUAUCCCAGACUACUAGCUGUAAAAAUUGACCUGUCUUUUACAUACUGAAAUUUAAAUUUUGGUCUUGCAGUGUACUCAAGUUUAUAAUAAGGCUACAAUAUCUGAGGCCUGAACAGCAGAAAUGAAUCCUGAACUUCCUGAACAAGUUCAUGUGAAAAGUGAAAACAUUCAUGUGAAAAGUGAAAAAGUUCUCAUAAAAAAUGAAGAAGUUCAUGAGGAAAGUGAAACUGAAGAUACUAGAUUCAUUUUUCCUGUCAAAGCUGAAGUGAAAACGGAAGUGGAGGACUUUGAAGAUCCGUUAUCUAUCUCUGAACUCAAUCGGGAAUUUAGCGCAGAAACUGAAGAUCCAUUAAGUGUGUCUCCAGCUAGUCAUGAUGGCUGUAGUGCAAUCAGUGAUGAUAUAGUAUCUGGGCUUUUUGAUCCCAUCGUGAUAGUCAAGACUGAGUCAGAAAAAUGUGAGGGGAAGGAAGAUCCAGAGGGAUACGAGGAAAAUGAAGGGGAAGUGAAAUAUUCAUGUAUAAUUGAUAAAGAAGAUUGUAACAUUAUAGGGAAUCCUGUUGUAAUUCACACAGAGAGGGAAAAGCUAAUAAGCAGUGAAUGGGAAAGAGCAAUCUUGAAAAGUAAUAUAAAAGCAGACCCAAACAUUUGCACUGGGAAGAAGCCAUUGACUUGUUUAAUCUGUGGGAAAACGUUCGGCAGGAAAUCUCAUCUCAAAGACCACAUUAUAUGUCAUACUGGGGAGAAACCAUUCAGAUGUAGUGAAUGUGGGAAAGGAUUUUCUCAGAAAGGUCAUCUCACUGUUCAUAUGAACAGUCAUACGGGACAGAGGCCACAUAAAUGCCCAGAAUGUGGAAGAGCGUUUUCUCAGAAAGGUCACCUCACAGUUCAUAUGAAUUGUCAUACAGGAGCAAAGCCAUUCAAGUGUAAUGAGUGUGGGAAAGCGUAUUCACACAAGAAUAAUUUCUUAAGUCACAUGAUUAUUCACACUGGGGAGGAACCAUUUAGAUGUGGUGAAUGUGGGAAAGCAUUUUAUGCGAGAAGCAAACUCUUGAGGCACAUGAACACUCAUACUGGAGAAAAACCAUACAAGUGCAGUAAAUGCCCGAAAGGAUAUGCUGAUAAACGUGACCUCACAAAACAUAUGACAAGCCACAAUGGAGAAUAGCCACUUGUCAGCAGUGAUUGUAGGACAGUGUUUAAAAAAAAAGUGCCCUUACAAGUUUUGUGAAUGGUCAGAAGGGACAAAGCAUAGAUGUUUCAAAUUUAGGAAAGUAUGUUGUCAGGAAAGUAAUUUUCAUGUUUGUUGUUUUAAAAAUCUACUGAGUAACUCAUUCUGAAACAGUGAAUGUGAGAAAGUGUUUUCUUGGCAAAAGUAUUUCACAAGUCAUAAGAUGACUGGUAGUCAGUCUGGAGAGAAACCAUUGGAAAUGAGGGAGUGCAAUUCUUGGAAAGUUUUUGAAGGCAAAUGACUCUCUAGAAUUGGAGGCCAUUCAUCUGCACUUUCCUGCAGCCAUUCACGUGAAGUGAGUUUUUGACAAAUUAACUGAUGUAGCUGAUAGUGGAACUCAUCCAUGGACAACGUAGUUCUUUUACUGGUACUCUGGAAGAUCAUGUUGUAAAGCAGGAACUUGAUGAACGGAAUACAGCAGUGUUCCUUGGGGCAGAAUAUUCAGCAGCAUUUUCCAAAAGGAUACCUCUUAAAAUCUUGGAAUUUAUUCAAGGUAAAAGUUUUGGAAUAAACUAAGUAAAACUAAGUGAAAAGGGCUGAAUAUGAUAUAACAUUGACAAUGUUACACUAGAAAAGGAAAUUCAUCCUAAAUACAGAUGCUCCUCUAUUUACGAACUUUCAACUUAUGAGCUUUCAGAGAUAUGAACAAGCAUGAUUCGUAAAUUAAAAGUUUACCUUGCUGUAUUGUUACCAUAAUUUACUUAAUGUUAUUUAAUGUAUUUAGGUUUUAUAUAUCAUUCGUAUUAAUAAAAAUAUAAAAUGUAGUACAGUUUUAGUAUUGUGUUUUAGUAUGAGAAAAAAUGAUAAUGUACGAACAAUUCUAGAUACGUGCAGCUGUUCGGAACGUAACUCAUUCAUAAGUAGAGGAACUUCUGUAUAAUGUAAAAAGUAUUAUGUGCAAAGAAGGCAAUAGUAGAGGACUUCAUUUUCAAGUGAGACUGAAGUCAUGAUCCAUAGAAAAAUUUGAAUGUUUAAAAAAAUCUUUGAGGCAGAAUCAUUGGUGUAGAAAUAGUGUUACUGGCCUUAUUUAUCUAGACCGAGUCCAGAAUCCAAGUUUUCUGAGACAGAAAUGAAAAUCUGUAAACCUGCAGUGAUGACAGAGAAGUGACAGUUGCAAAAAUAAUAUUUGCAUCUACAACACCAAAAAUUAUCACCUCCCUCAGGGAGGGUAUGUUAUUUGACUGAUUUGUUUGUUUGUUUGUUAACAAGAUUGUGCAAAAUGUUAUGUGCAGAAUUUUUUAGAAAUUUAAGCAAAGUGAGGCCUUUGGAUUGUCACCCUGAGGAUUAGAUUUAUGGAGAGACAAAACUGUGACUUUUUGGGAGAAGGGAGCUUUUUGAGAGGUGGGUUAAACUAGUAAUGUCCAUAGAGAUUAUUUGUAAAAGUCUACUGAGGAGUUGCUCUUGGCUUGGUUUUUUUUGCUUGUUCUUUGUUCAAGUUUGCAAUUGUGAGAUUUGUUAUAAAUCUCAAUCUCAUGAGCAUUGUCGGUAUUGUUUUGCAGGGCAUUUGCACUACCAAGCCCUGUUCCUGGUUUUCCAAAGAGCUGCAAAGCUUUCCUGUCUUAGUUUUGAAAUGUGAUAAAGGUAGGGACCAGCCUUGAUUAUGCUGGACUUCCCAAGUUAUGAGAGAGCCCCUACUUUAAUUGGUUCAUGGGUGGGUAUUGUAGGCAACCUUGGGCAGCAGGGGAAGCACUUUACUGCUGGGUACUAUUGGGAGUAUGGGGUACUUUUGUAAUUUGCAACCUCCCAAGCCUAUUGCUAGGAUUUUUGAAAAAGGAAAUUUAUUUGCCCGUCUACAUUUCCUUCCAGUAUUUCCUUUAGUUUAGCUUCAAUCACCUCCAAAAACUUGUGCAUUUUGACUUAUUCCUCUUUUAAUUGUCAUGUGGUAAUCCAGCUGUUUCCUUUCGAAAAACCACUUUCUACACGGAACCUUUUGGUGCUUUGUUUUUGUAAUACUACAUUAAGUUGGCCAUAGGCACUGGCUCUUGCUUCUGAAGCAAUCUGUUAAGCAGAAUCCUUUUAAAAUUUGAAAUGUAUGAAUAAUGAAACCAGCAUCAGGAAAAUUUAUGUUAUGCCAAAUAACUGCAAAUGAUUCUAUCUGUCUUUUAUCUGUCCCCUCAAGUGGGGUCAAUACCAUCAGUGCGCUCCCAUAAUUGUUUCACUGCAGCUGGGAAUUUUUCUUUCUGCUACACUUUUAAAAUCUUUUUACUCCCAAUAUCCUUUUCAGAGCUAUAUGACCUCUUAGAUCCCAGUGCUUGUCCUUUGUCCUAAAUUGUAUAUUCCAUUCUAUUCCUUCAUCUUUGUACCAUCUUUAUGCCUGUUUAAUUUUAAUAUCCAAGGUCCACAGAGUUCUCCAAUCUUUGGGGACUAUGUUGGGUACCUUACAGAGGCACAGUAUUUACUUGCUUAUGUGUUGUAUCCUAAACACUUGUGUCGAUCUUAUUUUAAAGAGCCAGUUCCCAGGAAUGGUGAUCACUCUGAUUCAUCUAAUAUUUCACUCCUUACCACUCUACAGAUGCCCAGUUUCCAAACAAACCGAAUGGCACAGUUUCUUAUCUGAACAUUUCAGAACAUUGUUACUGGUUAGGUAGGGGGUAACUUGAGAUACCUCUUGAGUUUCAGGGGCAUUUGAGGUCAGACAUAAAGCUCAGGUAAAAAUGUUGCUUGUUGCUUCACUCAUUUUUUUCUGAAGACUUAUUUAAAGCUUAUAUUAGGUAGUCUGUGUUUUACUUGAUGGUAUUUUAUCUACCUCUUUCUGAUGACUGGUGUUCCUCAGGGAUCUGUUAUCUCCCCAAGUGUUUUUCCUGUUCCUUUUAUGAUUGAUGCUCUUCAGGCCUUAUUGUAUUUUUUGUCCAGUUUUUCUUAGUCCUUUUCAGAAACAUAUGUGCUUAAUUAAUUGUGAGGAUUUCAAUAUGAAAUUGGAUAAUUUCAGUAAGUGGAAACAGUUACCAUUACCAACUUUGAAUAAUCCACUAAUCCCUGCAGUAGGCCAGUUUACAGCUAAUGGUGGAUAGCUUACAGUAGAUUCUGAAUUAUGGUAUAUUCUCAUGUGAUCAAUAAUGUCAUUACGUAUUUUAAAUGCCAUACUUUUCUUACAUAUUGGCAUCACGUCAGUUGGUAGGCUAGUUUUUUUCACUUUUGAUGUUUUUCCACUUUGAUAGUUACAUAUGUGGUCUAGAAAGCAUUUGUUUAUAGUGUUUAUGAAUGAUGAUAUUUAAAGCAAUUCUUCCUUGUAAAUCCAACCCACCUUCCGUAAAGGUCCCUCCUCUCUUGCCUCCAAUAUGCUGUAAUAUGCCGAAAUGGAAGAGCAAAGCUCAGAAUCAUAAAGGUUAUAAGGGAACUGUGUUCAUACAUCCCUUAAGGGACAUCCCUUUCCUUGACUACUGAUAUAAUAUAAUAGUCACUUGCAAGGUGUUGGUCUGUAUCUGUGUAACAAGAAAUUAGCUUUUAAAAUGUUCAUCUUUUGGUACGGUGACAGGGAAUUAAUGAAAGCAGUUUUCUUUAUGAUACACACACGCAACUUUUUGUUUGUGGCAAAAGUUUGAGUGUUUGUAUCGUCUGAAAAACUGCUUCCAUUAGUUAAUUGUCACCUUAGCAAAAGAGAAACAUUUUUAAAGUUAAUUUCUUGUUUUCACUGAAACAAAACUUUGCCUUGCUAAUGUUUCUUUAUCUGUAAUGUUAAGCCCUGUCAGUGAUUUUAGAUUGUUCAAGUUUUUGCCCAUAUACCUUGUAAUUACAACAGAAAUUGCUCUAUUUAAUAUUUACUAUUUUGAUAAGAGUGUAUUUUAGAAUUACCAGUAAAUUGUUUUUUAGCUAUA